Manihot esculenta (cassava) is the source of this 5252-nucleotide messenger RNA. Its product is annotated as protein GFS12. Bases 150 to 5177 code for a protein of 1675 amino acids. The record is from RefSeq and is a predicted model, not a curated record. The transcript has 16 exons. Gene Ontology annotation, biological process: protein phosphorylation. Gene Ontology annotation, molecular function: protein binding; protein kinase activity; ATP binding. NCBI's taxonomy places the organism in Eukaryota, Viridiplantae, Streptophyta, Magnoliopsida, Malpighiales, Euphorbiaceae.
UUUUAGACUGACAACAGUUCCAGCAAGGAAGUGAAAAAUUGACGUUUUUCCAGAGGGGGAUUCGCCUACCUAAGAAUUCACAUGGAAAGCUAGCUUCAGUAGCAAAUGGAGAUCCAAAUGAAGGAUGUAGAGCUUGCGUAACACAGAACAUGAAGCAACAGACGUGCUUCGAUUGCCUUCAACGCCGAAUAAAGUCCGAUUUCUCGGACCAACUUCUCUUUUCUUAUGGCCUAUCCGAUUCUGCUUUCCCCUUCGGCUCCUCUGCUGUUGUCCAGAUGCCAAAUUCUAAGGAAGAGGCAUCGGCUUCAGCUUCUCAGUUCAUAUUGGAGCAGUUGCCGACUGAAGAACACGAUUGCUUGACUAAAUACGUUGAUGAAUAUAUAAUAGAAAAUGUUGUUGAAGACAGUGACAAUUGUAGGAUCGGUGAUAUGUCUUUAUCUGAAGAAAGCCAAGAUCCUUCCAAGGUCAGUGAUCUAAUGGUGAGGUCAAGUACACUGGAAUAUUCAUUAAAUCAAUCUUCUUAUUUGCUGCAUGGUGACAGAAGAUCUGUAAAUCUGAUGAGAUCUGAAAGUUCCACUUGUACAUGUUCUAGUAGGUUCACAUGCUCCCGUACAUUCAAUGCUUUAGCCUCAGUUGCUCAUAUAGGUACUUGUUCCUCUAAUGCCUUUGAAAUGCUUACUUCUAACUUUUUGUCUGGCUAUCUGGAAAAUCAAGUAUUGUGCUCGCUUAGUUGCUUGAUUGAAGGAAAAGCUUCAGGGAAAGAUAGUGUAAAUUUUCUUCGUCUAGUUGGGGUUCCUUCAUUUGAUGAGAAUAGUAUCCCUGGCUGCCUGAGGCAUCCAAAUAUAGCUCCAAUUCUUGGAUACUUUAAAGCAUCUGGGUACAUUUACUCAGUGCUUCCAAAGUCUCCAUACAACUUGGAUAGUAUUCUGCAUUACUGCCCCAAUGUCUUAAAGUCUGAGUGGCAUAUAAGGUUUUUGGUUUAUCAGCUACUGUCUGCCCUUACUUGCUUACAUGGAUUAGGGGGUUACCAUGGUAACAUACAUCCAUCUAAUAUAAUGCUAACUAAUUCAUGCUGGUCUUGGCUGUGCAUUAAGGAUAAGCCAAAAUCAAGAUCUAGUUUGUGUUCAAGAGAAGCUGAACACAAACAUCCUGCUGUCUCUGCAAGAAUUUGCUGCUGCAUGGAUGGUUGUUCUUCUCAUGGACUCUAUGCAGAUUUGAAGCUUUCGCCAUCUACAGAUUGGCAUUCACAAUUUCAUCUGUGGUGGAAGGGAGAGUUGAGCAAUUUUGAGUAUCUGCUUGUCUUAAACAGAUUGGCUGGGAGAAGGUGGGGAGAUCAUACAUUUCAUACUGUAAUGCCAUGGGUAAUAGACUUUAGCACAAAACCUGAUGAAAAUUCUGAUUUAGGGUGGCGGGACUUGAGCAAAAGUAAAUGGCGGUUAGCAAAAGGUGAUGAACAGUUGGACUUCACCUAUUCAACAUCUGAAAUACCUCAUCAUAUAUCGGAUGAAUGCCUUUCUGAGUUAGCAGUUUGCAGCUACAAAGCUAGGAGGUUACCCUUAAGUGUUUUGCGACUGGCUGUUCGUUCAGUCUAUGAACCCAAUGAAUAUCCCUCUAAUAUGUUAAGACUAUACCAGUGGACACCUGAUGAAUGCAUCCCAGAGUUCUACUGUGAUCCUCAAAUCUUUUAUUCUGUGCACUCUGGCAUGACCAAUCUGGCAGUACCUUCAUGGGCACAUAGUCCAGAGGAGUUCAUUAAACUUCAUCGGGAUGCUUUGGAAAGUGACCGAGUCUCAUGUCAAAUUCAUAACUGGAUUGACAUUACAUUUGGUUACAAAAUGUCUGGGCAGGCAGCUGUGGCUGCCAAGAAUGUUAUGCUACCUUCGUCAGAGCCCACAAAGCUAAGGUCGGUGGGACGCAGACAGCUCUUUACUCGACCACAUCCUGGACGUCUAGUUUCUCCAAUGAAGAAAUGCUAUAGCACAAAUAUAUCUGCUGUGAAUGAAUGCCAAUCAAAUGGGGUAGAGAGAGAGACACCUCUUCUUUUUGAAAAUUCUUAUUUACAAGAAUUGGAAAAUGCAUCUGCAUUUUCUGAGCACGCUGGUCACUUGAGUCCUCAAUAUUGUUAUGGUCCAGAACGCCUUGUGCGCACUACGUCUUCUGUUGAUGAGUCAGAGACUGAAAAUAUUGGGAAAUGUAUAUCUAAGUCACUUGAAAUUAGUAAAACCUAUGGAUUUCCAUCUGAUAUUAAUUUAAGUUAUCUUCUUGAGCAUAUAGAGGAGGAAGUUGAAGGAUCCAUGGGAUUCCAAGAGCUAUUGCUUUGGAAGCAAAGAUUGUUGUAUUCAAGGAACUCUUCUGAAGAUGUUGCAAAGGAUGUGUUUUCAAUUGGUUGUGUAUUGGCAGAGCUUUAUUUGAAGAGGCCACUCUUCAAUUCAACAUCAUUAACUAUGUAUAUUGGAAGUGGUGUAUUACCUGAGUCCAUACUCGAACUUCCCCCACAUGGUAAAGUUCUGGUGGAAGCCUGUAUCCAGAAGGAUUGGAGGAGGAGGCCAUCAGCCAAAAGUCUUUUGGAAUCACCUUAUUUUCCCAGAACAGUCAAGUCAUCCUACUUGUUUAUUGCACCAAUUCAGUUACUAGCAAGUGAUGGAUCCCGACUUCAAUAUGCUGCUAAUUUUGCAAAACAAGGAGCCCUGAAAGCAAUGGGAGCCUUUGCAGCUGAAAUGUGUGCCCCUUAUUGUUUACCUCUUGUAGUAAAUUCUCAGUCUGAUACUGAAGCUGAAUGUGCUUAUGUACUGCUGAAAGAAUUCAUAAAAUGUUUGACACCAAAAGCAGUAAAGACAUUGAUCUUGCCAGCUAUCCAGAAGAUUCUACAGACUACAGGUUAUUCACAUUUGAAGGUAUCACUUCUCCAAGGUUCAUUUGUACAGGAGAUUUGGAACCUCAUUGGUAAACAAGCAUACUUGGAAACAAUACAUCCUUUGGUUAUAUCAAAUUUGUAUGUUUCUCCUCAUAAGAGUUCAGCUGCUGUUGCUUCUGUGCUGCUGAUUGGCACAAGUGAAGAGCUUGGUGUACCCAUCACAGUUAAUCAGACAAUCUUGCCUUUGAUUCAUUGCUUUGGGAAAGGACUGUGUCCUGAUGGAAUUGAUGUGCUGGUUAGAAUUGGUGGUCUUUUGGGCGAUAACUUCAUUGUCAAACAAAUGCUACCGUUGCUUAAACAAGUCAUUCAUUCUUGUAUCAGUGUUUCAUAUAUGAAUAAGCCUGAGCCUGUUCAUAGUUGGAGUGGUUUAUCCCUAAUUGAUUGUCUGAAUACAUUAGAUGGUGUAGUUGCAUUUUUGCAAAGGGAGUUGAUUGUGAAGGAGCUGAUUGAAGAUAGAAGUUGUUUACAUGUUACUAUCCUUAUGCAGACAAAAUUGGAUAUGUCGGUGCUUCAGGUUGCUGCUAUGACUCUCAUGGCAGUUUGUCAACGAAUUGGACCAGAAUUAACAGCAUUACAUGUUCUGCCGCAACUUAAAGAGCUAUUCGAUGAGCUUGCUUUCUCACAGGAAACUGGAAAUGUUUCUGGCUCUUUUGGCAGAAACUUGAGGAUUUCCAAAGCCAAAGUAGAUGGGGAGGCACAAAUUGAAAGCCGAAUGGACCUUGUGUUACUUCUAUAUCCAUCAUUUGCAUCUCUUCUUGGGAUUGAGAAACUUCGCCAGUGCUGUGCCACUUGGUUGCUGCUUGAGCAAUUUCUUCUGCGGUUUCACAAUUGGAAGUGGGAAUAUUCAGGAGAAUCAUCUAGAAGUGGAGCAGAAAAUAUAACUGGUAAAAGGCCUGCUUUUACCAAGAGCUCAACAUCCGAGUACAAUCCUGCUAAGCUGUUGCUUAAUGGGGUUGGUUGGUCAGUUCCACAAUCACAAGGAAUUAAAGGUGGCAAAAACAUGAUUCCUCAAAGACUGUUAGAUGGCAUUCAUCAGAAUUCAGUUGAAAGUCAUGUAGCCUCAAACCUUUUGAAGCGUGAACCAUGGUUUUGGUUACCCAGUCCAGCUGACAGCUGGGAAGGGCCUGAUUUCCUUGGGCGUGUUGCGAGUCUAAAAGAUGAACUUCCAUGGAAGAUCAGAGCAUCUAUUGUACACUCAAUCCGUGCACAUCAUGGAGCAUUAAGAUCUUUAGCUGUUACCCAAGAUGAGUGCUUGGUUUUUACUGCAGGAAUUGUCCCAGGAUUCAAGGGAACAGUUCAAAAGUGGGAACUUUCAAAAAUAAACUGUAUGUCUGGUUAUUAUGGUCAUGAGGAGGUUGUGAAUGACAUUUGUGUAUUGUCAUCCAGUGGAAGGGUAGCGUCUUGUGAUGGAACUAUUCAUGUUUGGAAUAGCAGAACAGGGAAAGUACUGUCACUUUUUGCUGAACAAUCAGUGGAUUCUACAAACAUCUCAAGCUCUUCAUCCUCUAAGAUCAAUGUUGAUCAUCUGAAUAUGUUGAACUCCAAUACACUAUCAAGUGGAUUAUUGACUAGUGCAUUUGAUGGGAGCUUGUACACUAGUAUGCAGUACUUAGAGUCUCUUGAAAUGCUUGUGGUCGGCACUGGAAAUGGUUCUGUGAGAUUUAUUGAUGUUGCCCAUAGUCGAAAGCUUCAUCUCUGGAGGGGUGAAGCUGUUGAAUCCACUUUCCCUUCUCUUGUCUCUUCAAUAUGUUCAUGUGGAUCUGACAAAACUCGAGCAGAUGGAACUCUUGCUUCACCAUCUUGGAUUGCAACUGGACUAAGUUCUGGUAAUUGCAGGCUAUUUGAUUUGAGAAGUGGAAAUGUUAUUGCUUCUUGGAGGGCUCAUGAUGGAUAUGUGACAAAGUUGGCUGCACCAGAGGACCAUUUGCUUGUUUCCAGUUCUCUUGACAGGACUCUGCGAAUUUGGGACUUGAGAAGGAAUUGGCCGCCCCAGCCCACUAUUUUUAAAGGCCAUACUGAUGGGAUAUCUGGUUUCUCUGUGUGGGGUCAAGAUGUUAUUUCAAUUUCUAAAAAUAAGAUUGGGCUUUCCACCUUGUCCACAUCUGCUGAAGAAGAUGGGCAGCAACAGAUUUUGCCUCAGAAACUAUGUGCAGCUGAUCAUGGGAUGAAAAAUUUGUCAGUGCUAUCAAGUAUAGAUAUUCUACCUUUCUCACGUUUGUUUGUUGUUGGGACAGAAGAUGGUUAUUUGAGAAUAUGCUGUUAGAUGUGCGUUGAUGCCCCAAAAAGGUUAUAUUUUAUAUAUUUACUUAAUAAUCUCGUUUAAUUUGAGUUCGAUUAC